Messenger RNA from Pectinophora gossypiella (pink bollworm), 1272 nucleotides. Its product is annotated as transcription factor Adf-1-like. Gene Ontology annotation, biological process: regulation of transcription by RNA polymerase II. The record is from RefSeq and is a predicted model, not a curated record. Bases 67 to 1107 code for a protein of 346 amino acids. Gene Ontology annotation, cellular component: transcription regulator complex; nucleus. NCBI's taxonomy places the organism in Eukaryota, Metazoa, Arthropoda, Insecta, Lepidoptera, Gelechiidae. Gene Ontology annotation, molecular function: DNA binding. The transcript has 2 exons.
UUCACCAAGCAAAUCGCACGCUCGAUCUCUUUCAAAGUGUUUUCGUAAAUAUUGAACUUAUCCAUUAUGAACAAAGAAAAACUUAUAGAAGAAGUGCGAAGAUACCCCUAUCUGUAUGAUGCCAGUGACGCAAAAUACGCAGACUCUGUCAAAAGGGAUCAAACAUGGAAAUCCAUUGCUAGAACGUUGUCUUCAACAGAAUCGGAGUGCAAGAAAACCUGGGCAAACUUAAGAGAAAGCUAUAGAAGGGCAGUUGUUAAGAAACGCACAAAAAGUGGUCAGGCUGCUACCACAUCAAAAAAAUGGCAAUUUGAAGAAGAGAUGUCUUUUUUGUUGCCGCAUAUGAAACAAAGAAAAACAAUUUCAUCAUUAACGGAAGAUGACAGUGAAGUUGACGAAAAUGUUGAUGUUAACGAAUUGUUGUCAAAUCACGAUGAUUCUUCUAUGUCACUGAAUGAAGAACUUAAUAUCACCAACCGACCAGAAUCUUCUGCAACAAAUACGUCAGCAAACUCUCCUUUGUUUCCGAAUAUACCUAAAAGAAAGCGAUUGAAAGGGACCCAAGAAUGUACCUCAGCAUCAGCUCAACUUUUACAAUAUUUACUUAAAGAAAAAGAGGCAAAAAAGGAUGACGAGAUUGACCAGUUUUUUUCGAGCAUUGCAACAACAGUAAAAAAAUUAAAUCGUUACAGCCAAUCUGUUCUGAAGUCUAGAAUAUUCAACAUGGUGUCUGAAUUUGAAUUACAAGAAAUCCAGGAACAAACAAAUUUCUAUGCUGGUGCUUCACGAUACAAUACUGAUAUUGAAAGUCCUUCGAUUUAUAACACCCACAAUAUAGGACCUUCGGGUUAUAACACCGACAAUACAGGACCUUCGGGUUAUAACACCCACAAUAUAAGAUCUUCGAAUUAUAACCUCCAUAAUGCAGGCCCUUCGGGCUAUAAUACCCGCACUGCAGGAUCUUCAGAUUAUAAUAUCCAUAAUGCAGGCCCUUCCGACUCUAAUACCCCCAUGAAUGCAGAGCUUUCAGGCAAUAAUCCUCCAGUUUUAGAAGAAUCGAUAUUGAACAGUGAAUUGCCUAAUGCUAAACAGAAUAAUGAUUCCUAAGAUUAAUAUGUGCUAGAAUACUGUUUCUGUAUUAAUUUUGAGUUAACAUUGGAAGCGAUAAAUGGAAAUAAGAGACUGAUUGUUACUAAUUUUUUAAAAUAAAUAUGUACUGAUUUACAAGAAAAAAAUAUCUUUCACUUACCUUAACGUGACGGCAAUUUUUUC